Molecule: messenger RNA, 1783 nt
Organism: Prunus mume (Japanese apricot)
Lineage: Eukaryota; Viridiplantae; Streptophyta; Magnoliopsida; Rosales; Rosaceae
Source: RefSeq, a predicted model, not a curated record
UGUGGAAAAGCUGAAUGAUACAAAAUAAUUGAGGUGGCUACCUUGCCUAUGAGAGAAAGGUGAACCAUGUACUCAGUUUUGGUUCAGGAAACUCCAAUGGCUCUUCUUCAACUGCUAAAGGAACACUCUUCGCUUUUUGCAUUCAGUCUCCUCAUACUGCUGCUCAAAUUCAUCUAUAAGGAUAAGUCGAGGAAAAGAAGAGUCAAACUUCCACCAAGUCCUCCAAAGCUACCCGUCAUUGGUAACCUUCACCAGCUCGGAAACAAGCCUCACCUAUCUCUCCGUUGCUUGGCAGAGAAGUAUGGUCCAAUAAUUUACUUACAGCUUGGUGAGAUCCCAACAGUGGUGGUUUCAUCAGCUAGAUUAGCAAAGGAAGUACUGAAAACCCAUGACCUUGCACUAUCAAGCCGUCCACAAAUCUUUUCAGCCAAACACCUCUUCUAUAAUUGCACUGACGUUGUCUUCUCCCCUUACGGUGCUUAUUGGAGGCAUAUUCGUAAGAUUUGCAUACUUGAGCUACUAAGUGCCAAGAGAGUGCAAUCAUUUAGCCAUGUUAGAGAAGAAGAAGUUGCUCGCCUGGUUCGUCGGGUUGCAGAGUUCUACCCUGGCACUACCAAUCUGACCAAGAUGCUUGGACUAUAUGCAAAUGAUGUUCUCUGUCGAGUGGCAUUUGGAAGGGGUUUCUCAGAAGGUGGAGACUAUGAUAGGCACGGGUUCCAAAAGAUGCUUGAGGAAUAUCAGGAAUUGCUUGGAGGAUUUUCUAUUGGAGAUUUCUUCCCUUCCAUGGAGUUCAUACACAGUUUAACAGGAAUGAAAUCAAGACUUCAAGAGACCUUCCGGCGAUUCGACGAACUUUUUGACCAAAUGGUGACUGAUCAUCUCAGCCCCAAGAGAGAAAAAGAGGAGCACAAGGACCUUGUAGAUGUUUUACUUGAUAUACAGAAAAAAGAGUCUACUGAAAUGCCUCUCACCAUGGAUAAUGUCAAGGCUAUCAUCUUGGACAUGUUUGCUGCAGGAACUGACACAACCUUCAUCACCCUCGAUUGGGGAAUGACAGAGCUUUUGAUGAAUCGCAAAGUAUUGGAAAGAGCACAAGCAGAAGUACGAGGUGUUGUCGGAGAAAGAAGAGUCGUGUUAGAGAGUGAUCUGCCUCAGCUGGACUACAUGAAAGCUGUCAUCAAAGAAAUAUUUAGAUUGCAUCCACCUGCUCCAGUACUAGUCCCUAGAGAAUCCAUGGAAGAUGUAACCAUUGAUGGGUAUGAUAUUCUAGCCAAAACACGAAUUUUUGUCAAUGCCUGGGCAAUAGGGAGGGACCCUGAAUCUUGGGAAGAUCCAGAAGCGUUUGAACCAGAAAGAUUCAUAGGUAGCACUAUAGACUUCAAGGGGCAGGAUUUUGAGCUUAUACCUUUUGGGGCUGGUAGAAGAGGUUGCCCUGCUGUUACAUUCGGAACAGCAACCAUUGAGCUUGCUCUAGCUCAACUUCUGCAUACCUUUGAUUGGGAGCUCCCCCCUGAUACUGCAGCAAAAGAUUUGGACAUGACAGAAGUUUUUGGUAUCACAAUGCACAGGAUAGCCAAUCUGAUUGUUGUUGCCAGACCACGGUUUCCCUGAGACGAGAAAUCAUCAAUAAACUACAUGAUACUCUAUGUAUCAUCCAAUUUUCUCUGCUUUCAUCAAACAUACAAGAGACGAGCAGAUUCACGCAUUGCCUUUUGCCUGUAUCUCAGAAACAGACUCUUAUAGUUAAUGGAAGAAUAUAUAUACUUGUCUUUUUUAAAUAAGA